Molecule: messenger RNA, 420 nt
Organism: Serpula lacrymans var. lacrymans S7.9
Lineage: Eukaryota; Fungi; Basidiomycota; Agaricomycetes; Boletales; Serpulaceae
Exons: 4
Coding region: 1-420 (139 amino acids)
Biological process (GO): translational initiation
Cellular component (GO): cytoplasm
Molecular function (GO): RNA binding; translation initiation factor activity
Source: RefSeq, a predicted model, not a curated record
AUGCCCAAGGGAGGAAAGAAUCGCAGACGUGGAAAGAACGAGAACGACGACGAUAAGCGAGAACUUGUUUUCCGUGAGGAUGGUCAGGAAUAUGCGCAGGUGACAAAAAUGCUUGGUAAUGGGCGAUUGGAGGCACAGUGCUUCGACGGGGAGAAGCGAUUAGCACAUAUUCGGGGGAAGAUGCGGAAGAAGGUUUGGAUCAAUCAAGGAGAUAUCGUGCUGCUGUCUCUCCGAGAAUUCCAAGAUGACAAGGCAGACGUUAUUGUGAAAUAUACCGCCGAUGAAGCGCGGAACCUGAAAGCUUAUGGUGAACUGCCUGAGAAUGCCAAAAUCAAUGAGACCGACACCUUCCCUGAGGAAGAUGGCGAGUGUACGUUCGAGUUUGGAGACGAAGGGGAAGUGGAUAUCGACGAUAUCUAA